AUCUUCCUCUGCCUCACACUGACUCACUCACAGACAAUAAUCUUAUUAUUUUGAGUUUCUUCUAGAAAGCUUAUCAAAACGGGUGUUUUUUGUUUUCCCAACACCAGCAAUAAGGUGGGCAGAGCUAUGGAGGCCAUGGCCAUGGGGUUUUCUAAUCAUACCAGCCCCUUCAAGCCCUCUUAUUGCCCUCCUCACGUAUGGUUAUGCCAUUUGUGCCAUCGCGCUUCUUCCAUGUCUCCUUCUUCACGGUCCUUCUGGGCUUCCUCCAGAAAAGCCCUUCACAGGAGAGAAAUCUGCCCACUGGACAAUGCCAAUGGUCCCUUUUCCCGCGCGGCUGUGUUUAGUAGUUAUUUCAAGUGUAAACAAAGUUCAAGUUAUUACACACAGCCACAUACUGACAACCAAAAAUAUGAGAACUCGGAACAUGGUGACUGGAAGCUUGAGGUUUGUAGGGUGCAAAAAGAAAAUCAUUUUACUUCAUCUGCUCGAAUGCGUCAAAAUCUCGUAAAUCGGGUUAGUUCAAAAGGAAAACACUUUCCGAAUGGAUUUGGUAAUGUACAAAGUUUGAAGGAAGAAAUUCAAGUUCCAAAAGAUUUUAUGAGACCUGGUAAUUUAAAUACUGCCAUAGAGUGGCAUAGGGAGAGCGUCAAGGUAAAGGAAACAAGAGCACUUUAUGUUAGUAUUACGGACAACAAUGUGGGUUGUGUUGAUGGUAAGAGCAAUGAUGCAUACCACAGAACAUCAGGAGAAACUACUGAAAGUAGUGCGCCAGUGGUCAAAGGUUUGCAAGAUUGUAGUAAUUAUCAGAAAUUGCCACAUUGCUAUGCAUUUCUAGAGGAAAAAUAUUCUUUGGAGGAUGUAAUUAAUGAGGAUGUUGCUUCACCUGUGAUGCCUUCUGCUGAGGCAGGAGUCAAUGACAAUGAUGCUCCAAAUAAUAUUUGUAAUGGUGGAUCAUUCCUCUCAACAAAAAACUUUGCAGGAAAUGCUGUUGAAUCGAUUGCUGAGAAUGGGGCUUUUAGAAGCUCAAUUGGAUCAAAGCAAAUGGGCUUUGACACAAUAAAACCACAAUCUUCUGGCCUGUCAUAUAAAUCCAAUAGGCAGGAGCAGAUGGUAAAUGUAAAUGGUGAAAAACAUCAUACUUAUAAGAAGGAUUGUGCUUUACAUAAACCAGCAUCCAUGGAGCAAGACCCGUUUGAACCAAUGGAAAGGGACGUAGCUAAUGGAAAACAUGCUAGUGCUGAUAUAGAAAAUGAAAUACAACGUUUUUACCAGUUCCGUCUGCGUGAGACACUUGGGCGCAUCUAUGACAAAGUUCUUGUGGUUGAUAAUAUCUCUACAGCCAAGGAAAUAGUCAGUAUGCUUACGAAUCAAUACAGGCAUCUUGUCCAUGCAUGUGAUACAGAGGUGGCAAAGAUUGAUGUGAAGCAGGAAACACCUGUUGAUCACGGAGAAGUCAUAUGCUUCAGCAUUUAUUCUGGACCAGAAGCCAAUUUUGGCAAUGGUAAGUCUUGUGUCUGGGUAGAUGUUCUUGAUGGUGGAGGCAGGAGCCUUUUGGCUGAAUUUGCUCCAUUUUUUGAAGACUCAUCCAUCAGAAAGGUUUGGCAUAAUUAUAGCUUUGACAACCACGUUAUAGAAAACUAUGGGCUUAAAGUUUCUGGUUUUCAUGCCGACACAAUGCAUAUGGCUCGAUUGUGGGAUUCCUCAAGACGAACAGAUGGUGGGUAUUCUCUAGAAGCACUCACAGGUGACCGGUCUGUCAUGUCUGAUGCUAGAUUGUGCCCCAAUGAAGGGCUGGUUGGUAAAGUGUCAAUGAAAACCAUCUUUGGCAGAAGAAAGGUGAAGAAAGAUGGAUCUGAGGGCAAGAUUGUCACCGUUCCGCCUGUUGAAGAGCUUCAGAGAGUAGAGCGAAAAUCAUGGGUUUGCUAUUCUUCAUUGGAUUCAAUAAGCACACUGCAGCUCUACGAGAGCUUGAAAAAGAAACUCACUGAUAGGGAAUGGAAUCUUGAUGGAAUGCGAAAAGGAACAAUGUUUGACUUCUAUGAAAAAUACUGGCAUCCUUUUGGCAAUCUUCUAGUGAAAAUGGAAACUGAGGGGAUGCUGGUUGACCGAGCUUAUCUCGCUGAGAUUGAGAAAGUGGCCAAGGCAGAGCAGCAGGUUGCUGCUGAUAGAUUUCGUAAGUGGGCAUCUAAUUACUGCCCUGAUGCUAAAUACAUGAAUGUGGGAAGUGAUACACAGUUACGCCAGCUUUUUUUCGGUGGCAGUGUAAACAGAAAGGAUCCCAAUGUGACUCUUCCAAUGGAGAAGGAUUUUAAAAUUCCCAACGUUGAUAAUGUGAUAGAAGAAGGCAAGAAGACCCCCACCAAAUAUCGCAAAAUUAAACUGCAUAGACUUGGUUCUGAUAUAAAUACUGACAUGUACACUGCAAGUGGUUGGCCCUCAGUUAGUGGAGAUGCUUUGAAGGCCCUUGCUGGGAAGGUUUCUGCCGAGUUUGACUCUACCGAGCAGUUGGAUGACAUUGUCGUAGAUUCGCAUGCAGCAUUGAGUGAUUCCACCAAGGGCCUAGACACAUCUGCUUAUGGAACUGCUUAUGCUGCAUUUGGAGAGGGGCAGCAGGGAAUCGAGGCUUGCCAUGCCAUUGCUGCUUUAUGUAAAGUUUGCUCCAUAGACUCUUUGAUAUCCAAUUUCAUCCUCCCCUUACAGGGAGGCCAUAUAUCAGGCAAGAAUGGGCGUAUUCAUUGUUCUCUAAAUAUCAACACAGAAACUGGGCGCUUGUCAGCAAGGAGGCCGAAUUUACAGAAUCAGCCUGCGUUAGAGAAGGACCGCUAUAAGAUUCGGAAGGCAUUUAUUGCUGCACCUGGGAACUCUCUUAUUGUUGCUGAUUAUGGGCAGGAUGCUUUUACUUCUGAAAGAAGAAAAGCAAAGAUGCUUAACUUUUCCAUCGCAUAUGGGAAAACAACAAUGGGACUUGCUCGCGAUUGGAAGGUUUCUGUGAGUGAAGCCAAGGAAACAGUUGAUCUGUGGUACAGUGAUAGACAAGAAGUACGGAAGUGGCAGAAAAAACACAAGGAAAAAGCUCACAAAUAUAGUUGUGUUCACACGUUGCUUGGUCGGGUUCGCUCUUUUCCUUCAAUGAAUAAUGCUACUCCCUCUCAAAAAGGUCAUAUUGAACGAGCUGCCAUCAAUACCCCAGUGCAGGAUGCUUUUACUUCUGAAAGAAGAAAAGCAAAGAUGCUUAACUUUUCCAUCGCAUAUGGGAAAACAACAAUGGGACUUGCUCGCGAUUGGAAGGUUUCUGUGAGUGAAGCCAAGGAAACAGUUGAUCUGUGGUACAGUGAUAGACAAGAAGUACGGAAGUGGCAGAAAAAACACAAGGAAAAAGCUCACAAAUAUAGUUGUGUUCACACGUUGCUUGGUCGGGUUCGCUCUUUUCCUUCAAUGAAUAAUGCUACUCCCUCUCAAAAAGGUCAUAUUGAACGAGCUGCCAUCAAUACCCCAGUGCAGGGGAGUGCUGCGGAUGUUGCCAUGUGUGCCAUGCUGGAAAUAGAGAAGAAUGCACGUCUAAAGGAGCUUGGAUGGAGACUUCUUUUACAGGGGAGUGCUGCGGAUGUUGCCAUGUGUGCCAUGCUGGAAAUAGAGAAGAAUGCACGUCUAAAGGAGCUUGGAUGGAGACUUCUUUUACAGGUUCAUGAUGAAGUUAUCCUAGAAGGGCCAACGGAGUCUGCUGAGGUUGCUAAAGCUAUAGUUGUCGAGUGCAUGUCCAAACCUUUCGAUGGCAAGAAUAUUCUUAGAGUCGACUUGUCUGUUGAUGCCAAAUGUGCUCAAAACUGGUAUUCUGCCAAGUAG
Ilex paraguariensis (yerba mate) is the source of this 3843-nucleotide messenger RNA. Lineage: Eukaryota; Viridiplantae; Streptophyta; Magnoliopsida; Aquifoliales; Aquifoliaceae. The record is from the annotation of a GenBank genome assembly.